UUUCCUAUUGGAGGUUUGAUGGAAAUUUGGUGCAAGUUAACAUCAGCACAUCAGACAAAAACCAUCUCGUCCUACACAUUCUUUGAAGAAAUCAAUUGUUGUAUUGUUCUUUGUUAAACCCCUCCCUAUCCUCUGUAAUUUUCAUUACAGAAAAAAAAAUCCAAAUUUUCCUCUGACAUAACAUAGCAGCAUCAAUGGAGGAAAAACAUGAAGGGAAAGGACACAGGUUAAUCCUGAUGCCAACACCAUUCCAAGGUCACAUAACACCCUUACUCCAACUCGCUCAAAUCCUCCACACAAAGGCUGGUUUCUCCAUCACCAUCAUCCACACCAUCUUCAACUCCCCUGACCCAUCUUCUUAUCCUCACUUCACCUUCCACCCCAUCGCCGACGGCUUAUCGGAAACCGAAACCGCCACGCUCGAUGCGCUGCACCUCACCGACCUCAUCAACAUCAGAUGCAGACACCCUUUGAAGGAUUGCUUGGCUACGUUGUUGUCCCAGGUUGAUCAAGACCCUGUUGCUUGCUUCAUUGUUGAUGCUGCGCUUUAUUGCACGCAAGGUGUUUGUGAUGAGGUUCAGCUUCCUCGUCUUGUGCUUAGGACUGGUGGAGCUUCCUCUUUUCUUGUCUUUGCCUCUUUCCCUCAAUUGAGAGAAAAGGGGUACCUCCCCAUUCAAGAAUCUCGAUUGGAGGAACCUGUGGUUGAUCUUCCUCCGCUCAAAGUGAAAGACCUUCCAGAGUUUCAUUCACUCCAUCCUGAGUUAUUUUAUGAAUUUGUCUGUCGCGUUAUUGAAGAAUGCAAAAAAUCUUCCGGGGUUAUUUGGAACACCUUUGAAGAGUUGGAAUCAUCUGCACUGGCAAAACUGGGCCAAGAAUUUUUGAUACCAAUAUACCCUAUAGGCCCUUUUCACAAAUACUUUCUUGCAGGCUCAAAUUCCACUAGCUUGUUGACCCCAGACAAAAGCUGCAUCUCUUGGUUAGAUACACAAGAACAUAAAAGUGUUGUUUAUGUGAGUUUUGGGAGCAUUGUAGCGAUAAGCGAAGGUGAGUUCUUGGAGAUAGCUUGGGGGCUAGCCAACAGCAAGCAACCAUUUCUUUGGGUGGUUCGACCGGGAAUAAUCCGCGGCUCGGAAUGGCUUGAACCAUUGCCAAGUGGGUUCCUAGAGAAUUCGGGGGGAAGAGGCUGCAUUGUGAAAUGGGCUCCCCAAGAACAAGUGCUGAAGCACCCCGCAAUCGGAGCAUUUUGGACUCAUUGUGGUUGGAACUCGACUUUGGAGAGCGUGUGUGAAGGGGUUCCAAUGAUUUGUAGUCCAUGUUUUGGAGACCAGAAGGUAAAUGCCAAGUAUGUGAGUGAUGUUUGGAAGGUUGGGGUGCAAUUACAGAAUAAGCCCGGGAGAGGAGAGAUUGAGAAGACCAUUAGCAAACUAAUGCUUGGGGAUGAAGCAAACGAGAUUAGAGGGAAUAUCUUGAAGUUGAAAGAAAAGGCAAAUGUUUGCUUGAGUGAAGGUGGUUCCUCUUACUGUUUCCUUGAUCGCUUGGUUAGUGAAAUAUUGUCGCUGAAAUCUUCUGCAUCUUGAGCUCAUUGAUGCUAAUUCAGAACUCUGUUUACAUUCAACCACAUGCAAUUGGUUGGAGGAAGUAGGAGUAGCCAUAUUAUUAUAAUUGGAUCGCAAAUAUAAUAAUGUGGGGAACUGGGACAGUCCCUCCAACAUAUAACUUUCCCAUGGUUCGAAAUUGUGUCAUCACCUGUUCGAGGAUCUAGUGUGUCUAUCACUAGAUCAACACUUUGUUUGUAAAUGCAGAUAUAGCAUGUGAAUAUUGGCAACCAUUGCUCUUUCCUUGUAUACAGUUCAAUGAUGAGUGUUUCUUCACUUUUCUCAAUUCACAUGUAUUGUACUCUUACUCUCUAUUUGCAUAUAUUCUGUUGAGCUUUAUUUUGUAAUAUAUACUUGAGUUUAAUUUUGUAAUGUAUACUGUUAAUAUUCUCUUAGCA
Molecule: messenger RNA, 1993 nt
Organism: Lotus japonicus
Lineage: Eukaryota; Viridiplantae; Streptophyta; Magnoliopsida; Fabales; Fabaceae
Product: UDP-glycosyltransferase 76F1-like
Exons: 2
Coding region: 195-1577 (460 amino acids)
Molecular function (GO): UDP-glycosyltransferase activity
Source: RefSeq, a predicted model, not a curated record